CAGAUGAAGAUGUUCAAGAAGCUUCAAGGUUCGCAUUUCCGGAUGUUGAAUGAAGAGCUCUACUCCACGUCGUCUCAACAUGCUGUGUCCAUGAUGAAGACAGACCCAUCGCUGUUUGAUUCUUACCACGAGGGAUUUCGUGAACAAACCAAGAAGUGGCCAGUCAACCCUGUGAAUGUGAUCAUCAAAUACCUCAAGAAGUAUCCAAAGUGGAAAGUCGCGGAUUUGGGCUGCGGAGAUGCACAGAUCGCUAAGACGUUACCAAACAAAGUUCACAGCUUCGACCUCAUCUCGAAGGAUCCAUGCGUCGUUGCUUGUGAUAUAGCGCAUGUUCCCUUGAAGGAUUCUUCUGUGAAUGCAGUUGUUCUUUCUCUUGCCCUGAUGGGUACCAACUACGUCGACUUUCUAAAAGAGGCGCAUAGGAUUGUGGUGAAGGGUGGCAAAGUUCUGGUUGCUGAGGUCAGAUCAAGGUUGGAACAUGUCUUAGAUGAAUUCGUCGAGAUGCUCAAGGAGAUGGGAUUUGUUCUGGACAAUAUGGACAAAUCGAACAAGAUGUUUGUCAUGUUCUAUCUCACUAAGAACCAACCUUGUGCUGCAGAACUUAAUCCGCCAUCACUAAAAGCUUGUCAAUACAAGAAAAGAUAAUG
This is a messenger RNA of Guillardia theta CCMP2712, 647 nucleotides long. RefSeq lists its product as hypothetical. Lineage: Eukaryota; Cryptophyceae; Pyrenomonadales; Geminigeraceae. Gene Ontology annotation, molecular function: methyltransferase activity. The record is from RefSeq and is a predicted model, not a curated record. The transcript is spliced from 7 exons. The coding region runs from base 4 to 645 and encodes 213 amino acids. Gene Ontology annotation, cellular component: nucleolus.